CUGCCGCCGUCGCCGCCAGGGGGAGUGUCCGUCGGGAAACGUGGUGUUGCUUCCUUGGUGUGAAGGUGCUUUCAAACUUCGGGUUUCUGUUCCUUUCCCCCGGUUUUUGAAGCGCGUAGAGGAAGAUGGAGACGGAGUCCGGGGCGCAAACAUCAAAUCAGACGCCAACAGAUUCAUUAUCUCCAUCCCCUAAUCCUGUGUCACCUGUGCCUUUGAAUAACCCAACAAGUGCCCCAAGAUAUGGAACAGUGAUCCCUAAUCGCAUCUUUGUAGGAGGAAUUGACUUUAAGACAAAUGAAAAUGAUUUAAGAAAGUUUUUUUCCCAGUAUGGGUCUGUAAAAGAAGUGAAGAUUGUAAAUGACAGAGCUGGAGUGUCCAAAGGGUAUGGUUUUGUCACUUUUGAAACACAAGAAGAUGCACAAAAAAUUUUACAAGAGGCUGAAAAACUUAAUUAUAAGGAUAAGAAACUGAACAUUGGUCCAGCAAUAAGAAAACAACAAGUAGGAAUCCCUCGUUCCAGUGUAAUGCCAGCAGCUGGAACAAUGUAUCUAACAACUUCAACUGGAUAUCCUUACACUUAUCAUAAUGGUGUGGCUUAUUUUCAUACUCCAGAAGUAACUUCUGUCCCACCACCUUGGCCUUCACGUUCUAUAUCUAGUUCCCCUGUGAUGGUAGCUCAGCCAGUUUAUCAGCAACCUGCAUAUCACUACCAGGCCCCUGCACAGUGUCUACCAGGACAGUGGCAGUGGGGUGUUCCUCAGUCUCCUGCCUCUUCCGCUCCAUUCUUAUACCUGCAACCUUCUGAGGUUAUUUAUCAACCAGUGGAAAUUGCACAAGAUGGUGGAUGUGUUCCUCCUCCGCUAUCUCUGAUGGAAGCUUCAGUUCCAGAGCCUUAUUCUGAUCAUGGAGUUCAAGCAACGUAUCACCAGGUUUAUGCUCCAAGUGCCAUCGCUAUGCCUGCACCUGUGAUGCAGCCUGAACCAAUUAAAACAGUGUGGAGCAUUCAUUAUUAAGACAAUUGGGCAGCUCUAGUCCAGCUCAACUGAUUUCUUGUCCAAUGAUCCUUGUGUGGCCGAGAUCCAGCUUCAACGAACCGGCUAGAAGCUGCCCGUUGUGAUACUUAGGGUUAGUUAAUACCUCGCCAUACUUAUUUAUUCCAUUAUAAGCUGUCUAAAUUUGAUGAAAUUUGCUUUUUCAGCUGUUUUACAAAACUAUUUAGGUAGUUGUGGCAUGUUGGUUUAUGUGUUAAUCUAACUGUAGUGACAUUUUCUACAACAUGUUUUACCAUUCCAUAAAUAAUAACCACAUUGGGAAUAGUGAGGUGUCUUUCAUUUUCUCUGCUUUGUGUUAUUUCUUUCUUUCAGUCUUUUAGAAGUAAUGUUUAAUAGUCUUUGCUAUUUAUUUUAAUAUUUAGGAUGAGUCCUUUCUAAUAGAAUUUUUAAUACUUUCAUGCCUUUUAGUAGAAGUACAUUUGAUCUUAAUGAUUCAUUUCCACUACUUGCUAUUUUGUCAUUUAAUAUGCUUUUGUCUAAGUUUUUAUUUAUUUGUUACUGCUACUCCUUAUUUAACUUUGCUUCUGCCAUGGUUUUCAAAAUUUGAGUAAUAUUUAUACUUUUUUAUAACAUUUUCCAAAUAUUAGAAAAAAUUCAACAUGAUCAGUGUUCUUACCUUUUCAUGUGAUUAAUUUGACUGUAUUAAACUUUUUCUCUCAUAUUUGUGAUAAUGCUGCAGCCUUCCUAUAAUAUAAGCCAUUUGGUACCAAAAUUUAUAUAAUAUGGAUUACCUAAUAGAAUUGUUUUGAUAAAAGAAGGGCUCACCUCUGACAUGAUCCCAUAACGCUGACUGAUAUUCCACUAUAUUUUGGCAUUCUUUGAAUGCUUUAAUCUUUUGAACUUUUCUUCUUAUAUGUUACCAGUAUAUUCAAUUACAGAUAUUAUUAUUUAAAAAGACAAUUAUUUUCAUAAAAAAGCAAAACUAUUUCUUACACCAAAGGAAAACUUUAAAUUCUGAUUCUUAUAAAAUUCUUAUAAAAUUGUUCAAAAGUUACUGAACAAAGCUUAAGUGUUUUUAAUCACUAAAAUUUCUGUAAUAGUAUAAAAAAUCCAUUUUACAUUCACUUGCCUUUUCUUUUACCAACUUCCUAAUUUUAGGACAGAAGAGGAAAAUCCACAAAUAUUGGCAUUGCCUUAAUAAAUCUCUCUCCUCUCCCCUUUUCCAUCCCCAAAUGUAUACAUGUUCAACAGCAGAAGCAGAAAUGAUAGGACUUAGAUCCCAAAGAUUUUCCUGGUGAGCCAAAUAGGGUGUUUCUUUGAAACCAUAAUGAAUAUGUUUGCCAGCCAGGUGGUUUCAUGAGAACAGUAGGACUAUAUGAUUAUAUACUAGCAUACAAGUAUCCCAUGCACAUUAAUUAUUCUGUUUUUAGAAAUAUAAAUAGACUUAUUAAAUAUUAAUAAACUUUUAAAGUCGCACAAUGAAAUAUCAAAAGUUUUUGUUCUGUAAGUAAACAUUAUUAACCACUGAUGUUAAAGAUCUUUUAAUAGCACUAUCCUUGAGAACAAAAAAAGUUAAAUGUUUUGAUUUUCAAAAUGUUAAACAUGAUGCUAAACAAAUCCUGCACUGUUAAUAAAAGUUAAUGAUGUAUUAUUGGGUAAGAAAUUUUGAUAAUAAUUGAUACCCAAGUAUGUUUCUUCCACAGAGCUGUAUAGAUUAUGUACGUA
Molecule: messenger RNA, 2717 nt
Organism: Zalophus californianus (California sea lion)
Lineage: Eukaryota; Metazoa; Chordata; Mammalia; Carnivora; Otariidae
Gene: BOLL
Product: boule homolog, RNA binding protein
Exons: 11
Coding region: 126-1013 (295 amino acids)
Molecular function (GO): RNA binding; protein binding
Source: RefSeq, a predicted model, not a curated record